AUGGAUAAAAGUUGGAUAUGGUCUAAUAACAAAUUAUCAGAAGAAUAUACCAACGGGGUUAGUACUUUUAUUAACCUCGCACGUAGUCACUUGAAUGAUGAGAAUAAAACUCCUUGUCCUUGUACCGAUUGUGUGAACUUCUACUAUCACGAAUUAGAAACAGUAGAGCGACACUUAUGGGUCAAUGACAACGAAGAUUCUGAGGAGGAGGAUGAUGAAAUGUUUGACGUUAUUGAAGAUAUUACUGGAGGAGUAAAUUUUGAAACUAAUCAAAAUGAUGAAAUUGGAGGGGAGGAAACUUAUUACAAUGAACCUACAAAUUUUAAAGAAUUAUUUGACGAAGUAGAGAAAGAAUUAUAUCCAGGGUGUUCACAAUUUUCUUCUUUAACAUUUUUGGUGAAAAUGAUGCAUAUCAAGGUGCUUAAUAAAAUGAGUGACAAAUGUUUCGAUAUGAUACUUGAAUUACUUUGUCAAGCUUUUCCGACUGAUCAUAAGCUGCCAAAGUCUCAUUACGAAGCUAAGCGAAUGUUACGCACUCUUGGAUUGGGUUAUGAGACAAUACAUGUAUGUAAAAAUGAUUGUACUCUAUUUUGGAAAGAAUAUAAAGAUGCUACAGAAUGCCCUACUUGUGGAUUUUCAAGCUACAAACAUAAAGGAAAGAAGAAAAAGAAUGUACCGGUGAAAAAAAUGCAUUACUUUCCAAUUACUCCACGUCUACAAAGACUUUUUAUGUCACGACAUACGUCAGAUGAAAUGAGGUGGCACAAAGAAAAGCGUGUAAAUACUGAAGGUGUACUUAGACAUCCUGCAGAUGGAGAAGCUUGGAAAGAAUUCGAUAAACAAUUUCCAGAAUUUGCAAAAGACCCCAGAAAUGUCAGAUUGGGACUUGCAACCGAUGGAUUUAAUCCAUUUGGAAACAUGAGCACAAGCUAUAGCAUAUGGCCUGUUGUAUUAGUGCCUUAUAACAUGCCCCCCUGGAAAUGUAUGAAAGAAAAUAAUUUCAUAAUGGCAUUAUUAACUCCUGGUCCCAACUCUCCAGGUAAAGAGAUUGAUGUUUACUUACGACCCCUAAUUGAUGAGCUAAAACAAUUAUGGGAGGAAGGGGUAACAACAUAUGAUGUAUCAAAUAAAAAAGAAUUUAUAAUGCGUGCUGCAAUAUUGUGGACGAUAAAUGAUUUUCCAGCUUAUGGUACAAUAUCUGGAUGGAGCACAAAAGGUUACAAUGCAUGUCCUGUUUGUAAUGUGGAUGCUUUGUCGUUUCCCAUAUUAAGUAAAAUUAGUUAUAUGGGGCAUCGUCGUUUUUUGCCAUUAGAUCAUCCAUGGCGAAAAGAUAAACGCUACGAUGGUAAAAUUGAAAGUCGUCCUCCUCCUAAAAUAUUAUCAGAGGAAGAUAUCUUAAAACAAUUGGAAACAGUUGAUCAGUUCAUUCCAGGAAAAAUACCUAAAGACGAUAAUGGAAAAUUGUUAGAAGAAGUCGUGCAAAGGAGAAAAAGAUUAAAGGUUGAUGUGAAUGGUGGAAAAACCCAAAAGAAUAAACCUAUUUGGAGUCGAAAAUGUAUUUUUUGGGAGUUAGAAUACUGGUCAAAAUUAAAUUUGAGACACAAUUUAGAUGUGAUGCAUAUUGAAAAGAAUAUUUGUGAAAGUAUCUACGGUACAAUGUUAUGCAUAGAUAAGAAGUCAAAGGAUACUGAAAAGGCCAGACUUGACUUACAAAGGAUGAACCUACGCAAAGAAUUACACUUGAAGAAACAAGGAGAUAAAUGGUUUAAACCACAAGCAUGUUACACAUUGCCAUUAGUUGACCGGAGAAAAUUUUGUACGUGGUUAGGGUCGGUCAAAUUUCCAGAUGGGUAUGCCGCAAACAUUUCAAGGAAUGUCAAUAUAAGUGAAGGUAAAAUUAUUGGCUUAAAAAGUCACGAUUGCCAUGUUUUGCUGCAAAGAUUAUUACCAGUUGGGUUGCGACCAUAUGUGAAAAAGGAUGUGAUACUUGCCAUUUCCGAGCUCUCAUUAUUUUUUCGAAAGUUGUGCGCAAAAACAUUAUACGUUGAAGACUUGGAUUCACUAGAGAAAGGAAUUGUAAAGUGCUUAUGUAAACUUGAAUCCAUUUUUCCUCCAGCGUUUUUUGAUGUCAUGAUCCACUUAGCAGUGCACUUACCUUCAGAGGCAAAGUUAGGUGGUCCGGUACAUACAAGAUGGAUGUAUCCUAUUGAAAGGUUCUUAGGUUCUCUAAAAAAUUUAGUUAAGAAUAGAGCACGAUCAGAAGGUUCAAUUGCUGUAGGAUAUGUUGGUAAGGAGGCCUUAACUUUUUGUUCGAUGUAUCUUCACGGGAUUGAAACAAAAUUCAAUCGUCCAGAGCGUAAUUGGGAUCUCAGUGAGGUACAAAAUGAAUCAACGUUGUCUGUUUUUGAUCAACCUACAAGGUUAUUUGGUGGAAGGGAAUUUCGCAAUUUAGAACCUAAUGAGUAUAACAAGCUGCACUGCGAGCACAAAGCUUUAUUACAAUCUAAAGGCGUAGUAGACAUCAUUCGAACUCAAGAGUUGGAAUUUUCAUUUUGGUUCAAAGAAAAAAUAAAUGAAAAAUAUAAAUUAUCUCCUCAUCAAAUUACAAAAUCAGUCUUAGCUCUUGCAAGUAUGCCAGAUCAUCGAAUCUUCUCGUAUAAUGGAUGUAUAGUUAAUGGCGUGCGCUAUCAUACUGAAAUUUGGGGCGUCGGACGAACCACUCAAAAUUACGGUGUUUGGGUUGAAGGUGAACAUGGUGGCAGUACGUGUGACUUUUAUGGUGUCAUAACAGAUAUUUUAGAAGUAUCAUAUAUAUAUGAUCAUAAAGUGGUACUUUUUCAAUGUGACUGGUAUGAUACUGAUACCAAAAAGAAAAGAACACACCAAGAAUACCAUAUCACAAGUAUAAAUGUCAGCUCAAAAUGGUAUAAGGAAGAACCUUAUAUUCUUGCCGACCAAGCAAAUCAGGUAUUAUAUUUGGAAGAUGAUAAGUUUGGUUCGAAAUGGAGAGUGGUUGAUAAGGUGAAUCAACGCCACUUAUGGGACGUUCCAGAAGUAAUACUUGAAAGUGUAGAUGCAGAAGAAGAUGGUUCCAAUAGUUAUACAGAAGCUUAUCAAGAAGAGAGAUCAAAUGAUAUUGACAUAACAUUUGAUGAGUCAAACGUCGAAAUUCCUCUUAACCAUCCAAAUGCAGAAUUAAUAGAAAUUAACUCAUCAUACAUUAAUUUUGAAAUAAUUAAUUGUGAUCAAAUUUUGAAUGAAAGUAAUGUAAGGGAAAGCGAUGAUGAUAUAUCAGAUUCUAAGACUGAUAUAGGGGAUAUUGAUAAGAAAUUACAACAUUCUGAAUGUUCAUCUACAGAUGAAAGUGAUGACAGUUUAUAA
Molecule: messenger RNA, 3381 nt
Organism: Cannabis sativa
Lineage: Eukaryota; Viridiplantae; Streptophyta; Magnoliopsida; Rosales; Cannabaceae
Exons: 5
Coding region: 1-3381 (1126 amino acids)
Source: RefSeq, a predicted model, not a curated record